Messenger RNA from Malania oleifera, 2938 nucleotides. Its product is annotated as cleavage stimulation factor subunit 77. Lineage: Eukaryota; Viridiplantae; Streptophyta; Magnoliopsida; Santalales; Ximeniaceae. Bases 442 to 2775 code for a protein of 777 amino acids. The record is from RefSeq and is a predicted model, not a curated record. Gene Ontology annotation, biological process: mRNA 3'-end processing. The transcript is spliced from 24 exons. Gene Ontology annotation, cellular component: nucleus. Gene Ontology annotation, molecular function: mRNA binding; protein binding.
CCCUAUUAUUUUCCGUUGGAGUUUCUGAAGAUCCAAACAGACUUUUCCGCUUUCUACAUUGAGGCCUGAAUGGCAGACCCGCAGAGAAGCCGAAAGAGACGCCGUAGCUCCAGUGCCGCCGAUAGCCCUAUUGUUUUCCUUUGGAGUUUCUAAAGAUCCAAAGAGACUUUUCCGCCUGAGUGGCAGACCCGCAGAGAAGCCGAAAGAGGACUGCGCAGCUCCAGUGCCGCCGAUAGCCCUCGCUGCCGCGGCUCCGCGGUUUGCUGUCGUGACAGUAUCCCCUCCCGAAAGAGACUUUUCCGCCUUCUACAUUGAGGCCUGAGUGGCAGACCCGCAGAGAAGCCGAAAGAGGACUGCGCAGCUCCAGUGCCGCCGAUAGCCCUCGCUGCCGCGGCUCCGCGGUUUGCUGUCGUGACAGUAUCCCCUCCCGAGAACUGAAAGAUGGCGGAUGACAGAAAAAGUAUGCUUGGAAAUCGCAUUAUACCUGAAGCAAAUGAUAAAGAUACAAGCAAUAACGUUAUGGCUGAUAAAUACAAUGUGGAAGCGGCAGAAAUUCUAGCCGCUGAAGCGCAGCAUUUGCCCAUAUCUGAAUCGGCUUCAAUAUACGAGCAACUUUUGAUUGCAUUUCCCACAGCUGCAAAAUAUUGGAAGCAGUAUGUGGAGGCUCUAAUGGCUUCAAAUAACGAUGAUGCUACAAAACAAAUAUUUAGCCGGUGUCUAUUAAGUUGUCUUCAAAUUCCUCUUUGGCGUUGCUACAUUCGCUUCAUUAGGAAGGUAAAUGAGAAGAAGGGUGUGGAAGGUCUGGAAGAGACUAGAAAAGCUUUUGAUUUUAUGCUCAACUAUGUUGGAUCAGACAUAGCUUCUGGGCCUGUUUGGAUGGACUACAUUAAUUUCUUGAAGUCAUUGCCGGCUUUGACCACCCAGGAAGAGUCACAACGGAUGACCGCUGUGCGGAAAGCAUACCAAAAAGCUGUUGUCACUCCUACCCAUCAUGUUGAGCAACUUUGGAAGGACUAUGAAAAUUUUGAAAAUUCUGUUAGCCGUGCCCUGGCAAAGGGACUGUUAUCUGAAUAUCAAUCAAAAAACAAUAGUGCAAAGGCUGUCUAUAGGGAGCGCAAGAAGUAUGUUGAUGAAAUUGAUUGGAAUAUGCUCGCCAUACCACCAACUGGCUCUUACAAGGAAGAAUUGCAAUGGAUGGCAUGGAAGAGGUUUUUAGCUUUUGAAAAAGAAAAUCCUCAAAGGAUAGAGAGUGUGUCUUCCAACAAAAGAAUUGCGUUUACAUAUGAGCAGUGUCUGAUGUAUUUAUAUCAUUAUCCUGAUAUAUGGUAUGACUAUGCCACAUGGCAUGCAAAAAGUGGUUCAAUAGAUGCUGCUAUCAAAGUAUUUCAGCGAGCCGUGAAGGCGCUUCCUGAUUCGGAAAUGCUAAGGUAUGCUUAUGCAGAACUGGAGGAAUCCCGUGGAGCAAUUCAGCCUGCUAAGAAAAUAUAUGAGAAUCUUUUAGGUGAUGGUAUGAAUGCAACAGCCCUGGCACAUAUACAAUUUAUUCGAUUUCUAAGAAGAAAUGAGGGAGUUGAAGCCGCUCGCAAGUACUUUCUUGAUGCUCGCAAAUCUCCAAUCUGCACAUACCAUAUUUAUGUUGCAUAUGCUCUGAUGGCAUUUUGUCUUGACAAGGAUCCAAAGGUUGCACACAAUGUUUUUGAAGCAGGGUUAAAACGAUUUAUGCAUGAGCCUGGAUACAUUCUUGAAUAUGCAGGUUUCUUGUCUCGUUUAAAUGAUGAUAGAAAUAUUCGGGCUUUGUUUGAACGGGCAUUGAGUUCACUUCCUCCAGAGGAAGCUGUUGAGGUUUGGAAACAGUUUGCCCAAUUUGAGCAAACAUAUGGAGAUCUUGCAACCAUGUUGAAGGUUGAGCAACGGAGAAAAGAAGCUCUUUCUAGAGCAGGUGAAGAGGGAACAUCAACUUUGGAUAGUUCAUUGCAAGAUGUUGUGUCACGGUAUAGUUUCAUGGAUCUUUGGCCAUGCUCUUCUAAGGAUUUGGAUCAUUUGGCCCAACAAGAGUGGCUUGCUAAAAACAUGAAUAAGAAAGCAGAUAAGUCAGCUCUGCAUAAUGGAGCUGCUUUUACAGAUAAAGGUUCUUCAGGAACGACCCCCAAUUCAAAUCCAUCCGCUAAAGUUGUUUAUCCAGAUACCUCAAGGAUGCUGAUUUAUGACCCAAGGCAAAAGCCUGGUACUGGCUUUCUUCCAAGCACAGCAGAACCAGGGUUUCCUUCUGUUUCUGGCACCUUGUCAAACCCCCCUGCUGCAGUACUUGGUGGUGGAACAAUAAAUUCUGUUGAUGAAAUUUGGAAAGCAACGCCUCCUGCACUGGUAGCAUUUAUAGCAAAUUUGCCUGAUAUUGAGGGUCCAUCACCAGAUGUGGAUUUUGUAUUAUCAAUCUGUUUACAGAGCAGCAUACCAUCAGGGCAAACUGGAAAGCCAGGGACUCCGGCACAGUUGCCAAGGGGCCCUGCCCCUAGUACAAGUGACCUUUCUGGUUCAAGCAAGCUUCAUCCCAUCCCAAGUGGCUCAUCCAGACCAAAAAGAAAUGGGCAGUCUCUAAAGAGAAAAGAUGCAGAUGGGCAAGACGAUGACGAAACUGCUAGCGUUCAAAGUUUGCCACUACCAAGAGACCUUUUUAGGAUACGGCAGAUUCAGAAAGCUCGAGGAGGUCCUUCGCAAGCUGGAUCAGCAUCAUAUGGAAGUGUGCUAUCUGGAGAGUUGUCUGGUAGCACUGGCUGAACUUACUUAAUUACUUGUUCUUAUUCUAAUUUCAAAAUGUUAUCAAUAGAUUGUGUAAAUUUUGUGGAUUUUUUUUAAAUAUUUUUUUCUGGAUUUAACAUAAAUACAUUUGUAAGUAUUUUUUAUUUUAUUUUUAUUCACAAUCCAAAAGUUAGUGUGAGCA